GUUUAAUCUCUCCUAAAUAAUUAGGGUUUCGCUUUGCACUUUCUUUCAAAAACUAUUCUACCGCUUGAAUGAAGAAGCCUCAUCAUAAGAUAUGGGGAAUCAAAUGCAGAAGAGUAUCUCAGAUAAGAAUGAUCAGUUGCAAACGAGUUACACGUUCGAGAUAGAUAACUUCUCCGACAAUAUAUAUCCGAUAAAGUCUCCAAAGUUUUUAAGCGGCGGGUGUGAAUGGUAUCUUCUAGUUCAUCCCAAGGAAACCAUAUUAUUUGAUGAUCACUUGAGUGUGUACCUAUGCGUUUAUAAUCCUAAAUCAUUGCGAACUGGAUGGGAAAGGAAAGCUAACUUUCGAUUCACUCUUUUGAACCAAUCCGGAAAGGUUCUCCACCGCGCAACUGAAAGAUCAUGUUUAUUCUGCGCUCAGCUCUCACCCUGGGGUCAUAAGACAUUGCCACUUAGCAAGCUUAAAGAAGAAGGAUUUCUGGAAAAUAGCAAACUGAUCAUUAAAGUGGAUGUAGAAGUAGUUGACAUUGUUCAUGAAGCAGAGUUAACCGGGCAAGAGACGUUAGUUCUCAAGGGUUUUGAGGUUCUUUAUAGUCAGUAUGAUUCGGUGCACAAAAUUUUCAAGGAACACCCAAACAUUGCUAUUGAUUUCAAACCAAAGGACAAAGGUGUGAAGGCAGCAUACAUGAAUCUUCUUCUCAGCCUCAUCGAGACACUGCGCAAGCCUCCACAGAGCUUUUCUAAUACUGAGCUAAGCAACGCUGAGAGCCAGUUGAAUGAGCUAGCAGAAGCGGGAUUCAAGCUGGAUUGGUUAAAGUCAAAGCUUGAGGAGGUGUCCUUGGAGAGAAACAAUGCAGAUGCGGAUGGAUCUUGGGUCCAAGAAGUUGAGCAACGCAUCAAGAACCUGGAGCUGACUUUGUUGGAUCUCAAAGUUGAACUGAAAAGGGAAAAGUCUAAAUCUGCUGCUGCUGCUGUUGCUAAGCUUGUGUCUUUUGACGACAUUGUUUUACGUCGAAAAUAAAAGUCUGGAGGUUCAUGUAAUUCUUCUGUAAUUUAUGGUUACUAUGGUCAUUGUUUUUUUUUUGUAAACUGCUUUUGUACUAUGUUCAUUGUUGCAUCUUCUUUUUAGUUCUCAUCACUUUUCAACACAA
This is a messenger RNA of Raphanus sativus (radish), 1148 nucleotides long. Its product is annotated as MATH domain and coiled-coil domain-containing protein At2g42460-like. NCBI's taxonomy places the organism in Eukaryota, Viridiplantae, Streptophyta, Magnoliopsida, Brassicales, Brassicaceae. Gene Ontology annotation, molecular function: protein binding. The coding region runs from base 92 to 1018 and encodes 308 amino acids. The transcript has 5 exons. The record is from RefSeq and is a predicted model, not a curated record.